Messenger RNA from Serendipita indica DSM 11827, 603 nucleotides. Lineage: Eukaryota; Fungi; Basidiomycota; Agaricomycetes; Sebacinales; Serendipitaceae. The record is from the annotation of a GenBank genome assembly.
AUGAACACUCCUGAAAGCAUAUUUGAUCACCUAGUUUCCUUGGAUCAACCUGGAGCUAUAGAUGGGGUAUAUGACCUCAUCCUUGAGCGUACAGACGCCGAGUCUCGUGCGGUCAUGUGUGAGAUGCUCGCUCUACCCGUUGUAGCAUUCGAACCAUUCACCGUUGACGACCUGGAGGACCUCCUUAAGCACGCUGGAGUCUGGGGAAGUGGAAAGGCGAUACUACAGAAUCUGGGAAGCGUACUUAGUGCGGAUUACAGCACAAAUCUCAUUCAAUUUCGUCAUACCACCAUCGUCGAGUACCUUCGACGCCGUUCCGUUGCCUCAACCGUCGCUAAUAGUACCAGAAUCUACAUCAAUGCCAUCAAGGCUCAUGGUCAAGCAGCAUCAUGGUGUCUUCAGCGGCUCAAGUCACGGACAGUGGGUCUCAAAUUCAAUAUAUGUCAGAUUGACUCAUCCUUCUACCUCAACAGGCAAAUCGCAGACCUCGAUGCAAGAGUAUCAAAAUUCAUUCCAAAAAGACUUGCUAUGCCAGUUCCCAUUGGCUCUUCCAUCUGGCCGAAGCUGACGAUAACUGGCCAAGUGCCCUCAAAAGAGACUUGA